GCCUUGUGCGCCCCUGAGUCAACGGUGGUUACAUUUACUCCCAUCCCAAUCUAUAAUCAGCUGUACUCUCGUUCUACAUCUGGCAAUUUGCGUUGUUUCUAUCUUGUUCACUUCGUCGUUCGUCGCUCGUUAUCGUUUAGCCAUGAAGUCUUACAUGCAGUGGGCAGUCACUGCCCUCGCUGCAGUGCCCCUCUGCGCAGCUCAGACCUACAGCAGCUGCAACCCGUUGAACAAAACUUGUCCCGCUGACAAAGGCCUGAACCAGUGGUCCUUCAGCACUAAUUUCACCGUGGGGGAGUCAGCCUUUGACAGGUGGAAUACGACCGCCGGCACCGUGAACAGCACCUCGAAGGGUGCCGAAUUCAAGAUCAGUGAGCAGGGCGAUGCCCCAACCAUCGAAUCGAAUUUCUAUAUCUUCUUCGGCUACGUCGAGGUCACCUUCCGUGCGGCCAACGGAACCGGUAUCAUCAGUACCAGUGUGCUCGAAUCCAAUGACCUGGAUGAGAUUGACUGGGAACAAGUCAGUACCUAUGACGAUGAAAUUCAGACCAACUACUUCGGCAAAGGCAAUACCACCUCCUACGAUCGGGCCACCACUGUGAACGUCACCACCCCCGAGGAGACCUACCACACUUAUGGAGUGAACUGGACAGCCAGCAAGACGGAAUGGAUCCGUGAUGGCGUUGUUGUCCGUACCCUGGAAUAUGCCGAUGCUGUCGAUGGCAAGAACUACCCUCAGACUCCGAUGACGAUCCGUGUUGGCAUCUGGGCGGGUGGUGAUCCCGAUAACUCCGCGGGAACGAUUGAAUGGGCCGGUGGUGAGACCGACUACGAUGACGGUCCUUUCAUCAUGUACUUGGAGUCGGUCAAGGUCAUCAACUACAACCCGGCCGAGUACUACAACUACACGGAUAAGACGGGCGACUACACGAGUAUCCACGCUUACAACCUCACGUCGUCCAAGUCAACCAACUCGAACUCGAGUAGCUCAGGAUCGAGCUCAACGGGUACCUCUAGUUCGAGCUCGAGCUCGACCUCCACGUCUACAUCCAGCAGCGGUGCGACUGGUCUCUCGACCUCUGGGUCAUUGAUGGCGAUUCUGGCCGCGGCUCUACUGGCUGGAUUGCUCUGAUACCCUCCGUGUCUUAUCUUGUAUUCGCUCAUUUGUCCCCGCACUCAGUUCAUCCAGACUAUAGAUUCUUAGCAUGCAUAUGUGCAUCUCUUAAUUCAGUGUCAAGCCCAUGUGAGAUACGUCAGCCGACCACAUGAAACAUCCUAGCGCUUAUGUAGUACCGAAGGCUGGUUGGAUGAUGUCAGAUUGCUGCCCGGAGUGUUUCAGUCUGAUGAUUCGAUAAGCGGGAGAAUAUUCUGCCAUCCUAUCAAACCGUUGUUUUUACAGAUUGCUUGAUUGGCUACUUGCACCAACACCCCCGAUGAUCUAUUUUUAUACUCGUCAGGUUCCGCAACAAAUAUAGACUCACCUGUCAACGGCCUAACAAACAGUAUAGAUUUUGUGUACAGCUUCAGGAGUGCUAGAAUAGUCGCUCAAGCACCGGCGCUGG
This is a messenger RNA of Aspergillus ibericus CBS 121593, 1562 nucleotides long. RefSeq names its product glycoside hydrolase family 16 protein. Gene Ontology annotation, molecular function: glycosyltransferase activity; hydrolase activity, hydrolyzing O-glycosyl compounds. The transcript has 3 exons. NCBI's taxonomy places the organism in Eukaryota, Fungi, Ascomycota, Eurotiomycetes, Eurotiales, Aspergillaceae. Gene Ontology annotation, cellular component: fungal-type cell wall. Gene Ontology annotation, biological process: carbohydrate metabolic process; fungal-type cell wall organization. The coding region runs from base 143 to 1132 and encodes 329 amino acids. The record is from RefSeq and is a predicted model, not a curated record.